Erythranthe guttata (spotted monkey flower) is the source of this 2818-nucleotide messenger RNA. RefSeq names its product FTSH protease 11 (gene FTSH11). Gene Ontology annotation, biological process: proteolysis; protein import into chloroplast stroma. The record is from RefSeq and is a predicted model, not a curated record. Gene Ontology annotation, molecular function: ATP hydrolysis activity; metalloendopeptidase activity; ATP binding. Gene Ontology annotation, cellular component: membrane; chloroplast. NCBI's taxonomy places the organism in Eukaryota, Viridiplantae, Streptophyta, Magnoliopsida, Lamiales, Phrymaceae.
GCAGAUAAGGUUUCUCUCUUCCUUCUCUUCUUCUUCUUCUUCUUCUUCUUCUUCUUCUCUGCCGCUUUCUGUAGGAAAGACUAAAUCUUGUGGCUCACACAGAGGAGAAGAGUACAAAGUAGAAUUUGCGCCUGUGCUCUCUCUCUCUCAGUUUCUUUCACAUUUUAAACCCUAUCGGAAUCCCAGAAAAUUCGAUUGCUGAAAUUCGAAUUUAGUUACCAAUGACUAUAACACUUCAGGCAUCUCUCCUUCACCGGCCGUUAAUCCCUCAGCUAAACCCCUUUUCCCUCUCCGUAAAACCCCUUCUCUCCAGCUCCCACCGUCAAAUUUCGGUUCAUAGAAGAAUAAAGGACAGGAUUAGCGAUCCGGUUUCUCUGAAAUGCAGAUUUUUACGGCACAGGCUAGUUGUUUCCUGUACAUUGAAUUCUGAAAACGUAAAUUCCGCCGUUGAAUCGGUCAAUAGCAGUGAUAAUUCUAGCGAAUUAAAGGAGUCCACUAAUGGGGUUAUCUCGAAUGAAAGCGUGGAUGUACGAGAGGUGGAAGGUGAUGUGAAGAAGAGGCUGCCGAUAAUGGUAUUUCUGAUUGGAGUUUUUGCUAGGUUGAAAAAUGGGAUUGAGAGAAUAUUCUAUUCAGAUUGGUUCAGUUGGUGGCCGUUUUGGAGGCAGGAGAAGCUGUUGGAGCGGUUGAUUGACGAGGCUGACGCGAAUCCAUUGGAUGCUGCUAAGCAAAGCCUUCUUUUCGCAGAGCUCAAUAAACACAGUCCCGAGUCUGUCAUCCAGCGUUUUGAACAGAGGGCACACGCUGUAGACAGUAGAGGAGUAGCUGAAUAUCUUCGAGCAUUAGUGUCGACUAAUGCAAUUGCUGAAUAUUUGCCCGAUGAGCAAUCCGGAAAACCUUCUAGUCUUCCUUCUCUGUUGCAAGAGUUAAAACAACGGGCUUCGGGGAACAUGGAAGAGCCUUUUGUGAACCCCGGCAUAUCUGAUAAACGACCAUUACAUGUUGUGAUGGUGGACACCAAAGUGGCAAAUAGAUCAUCCCGUUUGGCUCAAGAAAUCAUUUCAACUAUCAUUUUCACCGUUGCUGUCGGAUUGGUUUGGUUAAUGGGUGCUGCUGCUCUUCAGAAGUAUAUUGGUGGCUUAGGUGGGAUAGGAACACCUGGUGUUGGUUCGAGUUCUUCAUAUGCCCCAAAAGAGUUAAAUAAAGAAAUAAUGCCUGAGAAGAACGUAAAGACAUUUAAAGAUGUUAGAGGCUGUGAUGAUGCUAAACAAGAGCUUGAAGAGGUUGUUGAGUAUCUCAGAAAUCCUUCCAAGUUCACUCGAUUAGGAGGGAAAUUACCUAAGGGAAUUCUUCUAACUGGAUCGCCUGGAACAGGAAAAACUCUGCUUGCCAAGGCGAUUGCUGGAGAGGCUGGCGUACCUUUCUUUUAUAAAGCAGGAUCUGAAUUUGAGGAAAUGUUUGUCGGUGUUGGUGCCCGACGAGUGAGAUCUUUAUUUCAAGUAGCUAAAAAGAAGGCUCCAUGUAUCAUAUUUAUUGAUGAGAUUGAUGCCGUUGGGUCAACUCGGAAGCAGUGGGAAGGUCAUACAAAGAAAACACUCCAUCAAUUACUCGUCGAAAUGGAUGGUUUUGAACAGAAUGAGGGAAUUAUUUUGAUGGCAGCAACCAACUUGCCUGAUAUACUUGAUCCAGCUUUGACAAGACCUGGUAGAUUUGACAGGCAUAUCGUUGUUCCAAAUCCAGAUGUGCGGGGUCGCCAAGAGAUACUGGACCUCUAUCUACAAGACAAACCUUUGGCAGAUGAUGUCGACGUAAAAGCAAUUGCGCGUGGUACUCCAGGAUUCAAUGGAGCAGAUCUUGCAAAUUUGGUAAACAUUGCUGCCAUUAAGGCAGCUGUUGACGGUGCUGAGAAGUUGAAUGCAUCACAGUUAGAGUACGCCAUAGACAGGAUACUGAUGGGAACAGAAAGAAAGACCAUGUUUCUGUCUGACGAGUCGAAGAAGCUGACUGCUUAUCAUGAGAGCGGGCAUGCUAUUGUGGCAUUGACCACAGAUGGUGCACAUCCAGUACACAAGGCUACGAUAAUGCCACGUGGAUCUGCACUGGGCAUGGUUACACAGCUUCCUUCGAGCGACGAGACUUCAAUAAGCAAGAAGCAAUUGUUGGCAAGGCUUGAUGUUUGUAUGGGCGGCAGAGUGGCGGAAGAGCUUAUAUUCGGUGAGGACUAUGUUACUACUGGUGCAAGCAGUGAUCUCAAUACAGCUACAGAGCUGGCUCAAUAUAUGGUUUCGAGUUGUGGGAUGAGUGAUGCAAUUGGACCUGUUCAUAUUAAAGAACGACCUGGUUCGGAAAUGCAGUCCCGUGUUGAUGCUGAAGUGGUUAAGCUAUUGAGGGAAGCUUAUAGUCGUGUAAAAGCGCUUUUGAAAAAGCAUGAGAAGGCAUUACAUCUUCUAGCAAACGCACUCCUCGAGUAUGAAACCCUCAAUGCAGAAGAAAUUAGGCGCAUACUCGUUCCUUACAAUGAGGAACGGCUAACCAUAGAACAGGAACAGCAACAGGUAGAGGAGGAGCUCGUAUUGGCUUGAGCUGAGCCACCUUUUCAUUUAUAUUUUUAUCAAAUACAGGAUUGGAUUUGGAGCUGUUGUACAGUAUACUUAGCUUGUCAGCGCAUUUAUUUUUAGCCCAAUUUAAACAUUUCAUAUUUGCUGUUGUAACAUAGCUUACCGGACAAUCCGAAGCAAACAAACCUAAUCAGGCCAUCAAGAUAAUUAAAUCAUAUAGGAAUCCCCUUGUCCCAUGUUUGGGGGAAUAAUUUUUGAGCUCA